AUGGCGGCUUCAGCUGCAUCAGAUGUUCGUGUGCCAGGUCGGACGGUGCCCCUUAUAAUUGACAAUAAGGACAUCACUACCACAACCACGCUGGACGUGAAUAACCCUGGGAAAAGCUACCUUGAGCAUAAAUGCAGCUCUGCCUCUGUCGAGGACGCCACUCAGGCCGUUGAUUCGGCUCAAAGGGCUUUCCCUGCUUGGUCAAAGACGAGACCUGCAGCUCGAAGGGAGAUUCUAUUGAAGGCAGCCGACGUCUUCUUGGCUCGAAAAGAUGAAUUCAUCGGCUAUAUGUGCGAAGAAACCGGCGCGCAGGUUCCAUAUGCUGACUUCAUUCUCAUGCUUGGUGUGAACUUGUUGAGGGACGUCGCCGGUAAGGUAUCGAAUAUCGAAGCUACUUCUCCUGUCCUUGCCCAGGAGGGCACAAGUGCCAUGGUCUAUAAGCAGCCCUAUGGAGUCGUCCUUGGCAUUGCACCAUGGAAUGCCCCGUAUAUCUUGGGCACUCGGGCGGUAGCACUUCCCCUUGCAGCAGGCAACACCACCGUCCUGAAGGGCUCGGAAUUAUCUCCGAAAUGCUUUUGGGCUAUUGGAGAGGCAUUUCGCCAAGCCGGACUUCCAGAUGGCUGUCUCAAUGUUCUCUAUGCACGUCCUGAGGAUGCGGCGGAGGUCACUACUGCCCUGAUAGCUCAUCCAGCGGUGAAGAAGCUGAGCUUCACUGGGAGCACUGCAAUUGGUCGCAAGGUUGCGCAGAUUGCCGCAAAUUACAUCAAGCCUGUGAUUCUCGAGCUUGGAGGAAAGGCACCCACCGUUGUUCUUGACGACGCCGAUAUUGAAAAGGCCGCUUUGGGCGCUGCGAUUGGCUCAUUCAUGCACACUGGGCAAGUCUGCAUGUGCACGGAGCGAAUUAUUGUGCACAGAAGCAUCGCUGAUAAGUUCCGCGAGGCCUUGAAAGCCGCGAUAAAUAAUGUUCUUGGCGGGCCGAACGCUGAGCUGGUGGCAAUCAAUGCCGGUGCUAUUGCUAAGAACAAGGCUCUGGUUCGAGACGCAAUAUCGAAGGGUGGCAGAGUCCUCCUCGGGGAUCCAGAUGCCCAGGGGGCUUCCGAUACUCGCAUGAGCGCGGUCAUUGUGGAGAACGUGACCAAGGACAUGGACAUCUACGAGGACGAAUCGUUUGGUCCUACCGCUUCGCUUUUCGUGGUUGACAGCGAUGAAGAGGCGAUCAAGCUUGCUAAUGAUACGGAGUACGGCCUGAGUGCUGCUGUGUACACCGAAAACCUGGCGAGAGGGUUGUAUGUAGCGGGACAAAUUGAGUCUGGUGCGGUGCAUAUCAACUCCAUGACUGUCCAUGAUGAGGCAGCUCUUCCUCACGGAGGUGUCAAGAGAAGCGGCUAUGGACGGUUUGGAACCAAACUGCUGGAUGAAUUCUUAUGGACUAAAUCAGUGACAUGGAUGGAUUAUGGCUAUUAA
Messenger RNA from Aspergillus terreus NIH2624, 1464 nucleotides. RefSeq names its product aldehyde dehydrogenase. Gene Ontology annotation, molecular function: succinate-semialdehyde dehydrogenase (NAD+) activity. The record is from RefSeq and is a predicted model, not a curated record. The transcript has 4 exons. Lineage: Eukaryota; Fungi; Ascomycota; Eurotiomycetes; Eurotiales; Aspergillaceae. The coding region runs from base 1 to 1464 and encodes 487 amino acids.